Gongylonema pulchrum is the source of this 795-nucleotide messenger RNA. NCBI's taxonomy places the organism in Eukaryota, Metazoa, Nematoda, Chromadorea, Rhabditida, Gongylonematidae. The record is from the annotation of a GenBank genome assembly.
GCUUCCUAUUUGCCUUUAUCAAUUAUUAUUGUUGGUGUUGGCGGUGAAAAUUUUGAAAAUAUGCGAAAAUUGGAUUCCGACAACGAAUUAUUGCAACAACUAGGCAGAACUGCACAGCGAGAUAUCGUACAGUUCGUAUCAUUACGGGAAUUUCUAAACACAAAGGGAAUUCGUUCACCGAUCCAGCAGAGCAGUUCCGCGAUGGCACAUCUGGCAAAAGAAGUUCUUGCUGAAGUACCACGCCAACUCACUUCAUAUAUGAAAUGGAACGGCAUAAAUCCGCGUCCUGCUUCCGAUCCGUUUCCGGUAGAACCACUUCCGGAAACAGAUGUAUAUGCGGUUGGUCGACGAUUGUCCAGUGCAUGUGCCGUACGUCCAGCUGCUGCUGCUACUUACGGAUUUCUACCGAAUAUCGCCGCAUCAGCACCAGGAACCCCGUCGCAUCUUCUACGCUAUCAACAGCGGCAUCAGUCAAUUCCGUUGCAAAUGCCUUCUUCUUCUAUCGGUGACACUGCCUGGAUGGCAUCAACCAGUGGAAUCUAUCCGAAUCCGUACCUUUACGAUGUUGUAUCAUCAUCCGUCCAGCAAACCCCAGUCCCAGCGGCGCAUUCGUCUGUCAGACCCGUACAAAGCGCACCCUAUCCAACAGGCCCUCCACCGGAAUUCCACGGAACGCUUCCUUUUCCUGAAAUGGCAUAUCCAAUAGUCGGUACGAGAAUUGAUCUGGCUAGUGCUAAUCCACCUGAAAGUGGUUUUAGGCCAUCCACGCAACCUAGCGCACCACCUGGGCCCUAG